UGUUUCGGCUGAGAUCGGAUCAUGUGACCUCAGCAGGCGCUUUGCUGCAGCUGACUCCUCACAGAAUCGUGACUCUAAAAUGCAUUGGGGUUUUUUUUAGAAGUCCGUGUUUAAAAUGCACAAUUACACCGGCGUUGUGGUAACCACUGUUUUACACAGCUGUUCGAUUUUAGUUAAUUCAGACUGGACCAUUAGGCCAUUGUCGAAUUGUAAGAUACAUUUUGUGGAAUACAGGGCACGUGACAGCUAUGUCGUGACGUCUGGUGUCUUUACUCCGCAGUGUUUGUAAUUAGCACGGUGAUGCCAUCUCUACACGGCGCACCUGCUCCGACCCCCUUACCUUCACAGCACGAUGUAGAAUGCAGAGCAUUUUGAAGUCUAGCUGGAUCAUUUAUUGAAUUUGACUGCGUUUUCUGCUGCGUCUGUAGCGUUUAGCGUAGGUGGGCACUGCGUGGAUCCAUGAUCCAUCAGCCUAUCGCUAGACGCUUCCAUGCUUACGGCACCGGUGUAGGUUUGGUUUGUAAAGUGAUUGUCUCCCUCAGCAUGGAUUUCUCCAAGCUUCCCAAGAUCCGUGAUGAGGAGAAAGAGAGCGAGUUUGGAUACGUGCACGGCGUCUCUGGACCCGUGGUGACUGCGUCCAGUAUGGCGGGGGCUGCCAUGUACGAGUUGGUGCGUGUCGGCCACAGUGAGCUGGUAGGAGAGAUCAUCCGACUGGAGGGAGACAUGGCAACCAUCCAGGUCUACGAGGAAACCUCUGGCGUGUCUGUGGGAGACCCAGUGUUGCGUACGGGUAAGCCCCUCUCCGUGGAACUGGGCCCUGGCUGCAUGGGCUCCAUCUUUGACGGUAUCCAGCGUCCCCUUAAGGACAUCAACACAAUGACACAGAGCAUCUACAUCCCCCGAGGAGUCAACAUCGGGGCCCUGAGCAGGGACAACAAGUGGGAGUUCAACCCCUCAAAGAACCUCAGAGUGGGCAGCCAUAUUACAGGGGGUGAUAUCUACGGCAUGGUGUUUGAGAACUCUCUCAUCAAGCACAAACUGAUGCUGCCCCCCCGCAACCGGGGAACCGUCACCUACGUGGCCCCCCCUGGGAACUACGACGUCUCGGACGUGGUGUUGGAGUUGGAGUUUGAGGGCGUGAAGGAGAAGUUUACGAUGAUCCAGGUGUGGCCCGUCCGUCAGGUGCGACCCGUCACAGAGAAGCUGCCGGCCAACCACCCGCUACUCACUGGCCAGAGAGUCCUCGACGCACUGUUCCCGUGUGUGCAGGGCGGGACCACUGCCAUCCCUGGAGCGUUCGGUUGCGGCAAGACCGUCAUCUCGCAGUCCCUUUCCAAAUUCUCCAACAGUGACGUCAUCAUCUACGUGGGCUGCGGCGAGCGUGGAAACGAGAUGUCUGAAGUACUCCGAGACUUCCCCGAGCUGACCAUGGAGGUGGACGGGAAGGUGGAGAGCAUCAUGAAGAGAACGGCCCUGGUGGCCAACACCUCCAACAUGCCUGUAGCUGCUAGAGAGGCCUCCAUUUACACAGGUAUCACCCUGUCUGAGUACUUUAGGGAUAUGGGCUACAACGUGAGUAUGAUGGCUGACUCCACCUCUCGAUGGGCCGAAGCUCUCAGAGAAAUCUCAGGACGACUCGCCGAGAUGCCCGCUGACAGUGGUUACCCCGCUUACCUGGGAGCGCGUCUGGCGUCGUUCUACGAACGUGCGGGCCGAGUGAAGUGUCUUGGCAACCCAGAGAGGGAGGGGAGCGUCAGCAUCGUGGGGGCUGUAUCGCCCCCUGGUGGUGACUUCUCAGAUCCCGUCACCUCAGCAACCCUGGGUAUCGUACAGGUGUUCUGGGGUCUGGAUAAGAAGUUGGCCCAGCGUAAGCAUUUCCCCUCCGUCAACUGGCUCAUCAGCUACAGCAAGUACACACGCGCACUUGACGAGUAUUACGACAAACACUUCCCCGAGUUUGUGCCCCUCAGGACCAAAGCCAAGGAGAUCCUACAGGAGGAGGAGGACCUGGCUGAAAUCGUACAGCUGGUCGGCAAGGCUUCUCUUGCUGAAACGGAUAAGAUCACUCUGGAGGUGGCCAAGCUCAUCAAGGACGACUUCCUGCAGCAGAACGGAUACACCCCUUACGACAGGUUCUGUCCGUUCUACAAGACCGUGGGCAUCUUGUCCAACAUGAUUGCGUUCUACGACAUGGCGCGGCAUGCAGUGGAGACAACGGCCCAGAGCGACAACAAGAUCACCUGGGCCAUGAUUAGAGAACACAUGGGAGAGAUCCUCUACAGGAUCAGCUCUAUGAAGUUCAAGGACCCGGUGAAGGAGGGUGAGGCGAAGAUCAAGGCGGACUACGCUCAGCUGCACGAGGACAUGCAGAACUCCUUCCGCACACUCGAGGACUGAACGCCCAUCACCCAUGGAACUGAUCACCGAGCGAUCUGAUCACUGGUCACUGAUCCAUCUGAUCCGAUCUCCCAUCACCUACGAACAUCCCUCUCCUCUCCUCUCCUCUGCCCCUUUCAUCCUCUCCACCUCCCUCAGUCCCUGCCCCCGGCAGUGCAAUACCUCCUCCCUUCUCCGCCUCCUCCUCUUCUUUCUCUUCCUCCACCUGGUCCCUCUCUCUCUCUCUCUCUCUCUCACUGCACUGUGUCGUCGGUUGCAGUCAUACAUUCCACCGCUCUGUGUGUUUCUUCCUCAGUUGAAGUGAGUGUGGUCCCCCACUGUAAACCACCACAGGUGAUGCACCUCUCUGCUCUUCUGUCUUCUCAUGUGAGUGAGUGUGGUCAUCACUGUAAGUCACCUGUAUGCCACCACGCUCCUUACCACAGGUCAAACACCUCUCUUCUCUCCACAUGUUGUACAAUCCUUAUCUUCUCUUCUUUCUUCUCUUCUCUGCAUGGUCCAAUUACCUGAUCUAUCCCCCUCAAGUGUGUCCGAGGGCGCUGUUUGUGUUCCUGUGAAUGUGUGUGUGUGUGAUGUGAUUUUUUGUGUGAUUGUGACGUCGCCUCUACCCUGCCUCUAAACAAUGUCACCUGCACUGCCCCCCACCCCCUCCUUCCAUCAGUCACAUGACCGCCCCUUCCCAAGACCAGUUCCCCUAUCACAUGACUGUUUGUUUGUUUCCUUCAGCUCCCUCUGUGCCCUCGUCGUAGCCCCCUCCUCAUCCCAGUUGGUGUAAUUAUCGCUCAUCUCCUCUCCUCUGUACAGAAGAUUACGACUCUUAAAAUAAUAAUUACCAACAGAGUGAAUAUUUAUUGUGGGCCGUUUACAUGUAAGCCUGCAUUUUUUCUGUUUUGUUUUGAUGUUUAUUUUUGUUUGUUUUUCUUAUGAUUGUAAUCUCUGUUUACUGUCCAGUGUAUUUGUUGUUGUGAGUGGAAAUCUCUUCAACACUGUUGAUGUACCAGAUGUGUUUUCUCUUGUCGUCCCAAAGAAUAAAACAGGACAAUGAAAGGAA
Messenger RNA from Engraulis encrasicolus (European anchovy), 3448 nucleotides. It is a transcript of the gene atp6v1ab, whose product is annotated as ATPase H+ transporting V1 subunit Ab. The coding region runs from base 460 to 2397 and encodes 645 amino acids. The transcript is spliced from 15 exons. Gene Ontology annotation, molecular function: ATP hydrolysis activity; proton-transporting ATPase activity, rotational mechanism; ATP binding. Gene Ontology annotation, cellular component: lysosomal membrane; proton-transporting V-type ATPase, V1 domain. Lineage: Eukaryota; Metazoa; Chordata; Actinopteri; Clupeiformes; Engraulidae. Gene Ontology annotation, biological process: proton transmembrane transport; ATP metabolic process. The record is from RefSeq and is a predicted model, not a curated record.